GUUGCAGGCCGUUUGAAUGGACCAAUGGGCCUUCAAGUUGGAGACAUUGGGAUGCAAAUGAGGCCAGCGCGUGCUCGGGGCCCAGUGAAAGCUCAGAUUGUUUAUUGAGCUCCCGGAGCCACGCGCCUGGCCCGAGGGAGCCGGCCCGCGAAGAAUCGCACAGCGGGGGCGGGGCCUCACCACGGAGCGUGCAUGCGAGGGGAGGGCGGCUGGGGUGGGGUGGGGUGCGCGUCAGGGCGCGUGUUGAAAAAGAGGAGUGCUGCCAAAGUUUGGGUCACAACGGCUCGUGGGCAAUAGCAGUCAAGAGAGACUUGGACCUGCACACGGGCCUCCCACGCGAAGGACACGAGAGCCAAGCGCCGCCGCAUCCAUCACGGGAGCUGUCACAGCAGACAUGGCAACCAUCAGCAGCACGCAGGCAGCCUUCGCCUUCGCGCUGACGGAGAGGCGCGCCGGCUCCAGCGCGCACGCCCCGGCGCAGGAUUGCUCGCUCCCGAGCGCGCACGAGCAGAACCGCGGCAAGGUGCUGAAGAGACAGCGCUCCGACUCGCCCGAGCUGCUGCGCUGCAAGCGGCGCCUGAGCUUCAACGGUCUGGGCUACGCCAUCCCGCAGCAGCAGCCCGUGGCCGUGGCCCGGCGGAACGAACGAGAGCGGAACCGGGUCAAGCAGGUCAACAUGGGCUUCCAGACGCUGCGCCAGCACGUCCCCAACGGGGCCGCCAACAAGAAGAUGAGCAAGGUGGAGACUUUGCGCUCCGCGGUGGAGUACAUCCGCGCUUUGCAGCAGCUUUUAGACGAGCACGACGCCGUGUCGGCCGCCUUCCAGUGCGGACUGCCCUCGCCCACGCUCUCCAACACCUACUCGGCCGACCCGGAGUCGCCUCACUCCACCUACUCGUCCGACGAGCCUCUGAGCUCCGAGGAGCAAGAGUUGCUGGACUUCACCACCUGGUUCGACCGCUACUGACGCAGAAGCCCACGCGUGCGUCAACGCGAGACUGUGAGCGCCCUCCCUCCUUCCCUCCCUCCCUCACCCGAGUGACUCUCUGCGAGAAAGGCAGCCAAGCAAUAAUGACAGGAAUGAAGGAGUGUGUCAUGUUGACGCGCUGAAGUAAAUACUGUUGAAUAAGUGCAAUUAUUAGGUGACACGCGCGCGCGCCCUCACAUGACUGCAGAUGGGCAGACGUUUCUUCUCAUUUCUUUCUUGUCAUUCAUUCUAACACAUGCCACACCUAUUUUUGUACACUGAAAAUAAAUGAUCGCAGAUGGAUUAUCAGCAAUAUCAAGGCUACCUGGGACGCACUGUAGUUGAGUUCCCUCUUUUUAUAGAAAAAUAUAGAGAAAGCUAGGUGGCCAUCAGAAGAUCUCUAUUGAUGUAUGCACUUGUUCUCCACUUUCUGUAGCCUCCGAAUGUAAAUAUUUGAUUCGAACAGAUAUAUUUUGUGUAAGAUAACUUUUAUAAAUAAAAGCAUCUAUUUAUAUGAAA
This is a messenger RNA of Phyllopteryx taeniolatus (common seadragon), 1486 nucleotides long. RefSeq names its product achaete-scute family bHLH transcription factor 1b (gene ascl1b). Lineage: Eukaryota; Metazoa; Chordata; Actinopteri; Syngnathiformes; Syngnathidae. The record is from RefSeq and is a predicted model, not a curated record. Bases 395 to 967 code for a protein of 190 amino acids. Gene Ontology annotation, biological process: regulation of neurogenesis; sensory organ development; neuron differentiation. The transcript has a single exon. Gene Ontology annotation, cellular component: RNA polymerase II transcription regulator complex. Gene Ontology annotation, molecular function: RNA polymerase II transcription regulatory region sequence-specific DNA binding; protein dimerization activity; DNA-binding transcription factor activity, RNA polymerase II-specific.